CUGAGAGUUCAUAAUGUUGUGCUGUAAGUCAGGCUGAGAAAGCAGAGCAGCAGACGAAGCGGCGCGAACUGACGGCACGAGAGCAUGAGGAGCAGCAGUCAGUGUGAACGCGGAGCAGCUCAGAGUCAGAGCGCGAUGAGCCCAGCACACAACUCAGCCCUGAUGCUCGCUGUCCUCUUCACCUCCUUCAUACCCAUCACCACAAGUGCUCCAGUGCUCUUGAAUCCAUCUUCAAUAGAGCAUGAGCAGUUACUAACCCAGAUAACUGAACUGUGCUCGUUCUACCUCUCUGCAGACCCAUCCUUUAGAACAUCUGAUGUCCUGGAGGACCUGUGUUUCCUAAUGCUGGGAUCACUGCAAAAAUCGGAGGAGAUCACAGCUCGAGAGACCAGCAAAAGGUCUACUGUGUUGCACCCUCUUCUGGAGCUCAUACCCCAGCUUGCCAGAAGAAGAAGCAGGAGAAUGAAAUUAAAUGAUGACCUUCAGGGGCCCGGACGGAUCCAGAGCAGAGGAUACUUCCUUUAUCGGCCACGAAAUGGAAGAAGAUCUGAUGAGUAUGUGUAAAACAAUAAAGAAUUGAAAAAUCAGCAGCACCAGACCCCGUCCUGCAGGUGUCCUGAUCCAGAGCCAGUCAACCUUGAAACGUCACGUUACACCCCUCUAUUGAAUUGUGAUGUUGAAUGUACAGACAGAAUCCAAAUAAAG
This is a messenger RNA of Sinocyclocheilus anshuiensis, 705 nucleotides long. RefSeq names its product neuromedin-U-like. Gene Ontology annotation, molecular function: neuromedin U receptor binding. The record is from RefSeq and is a predicted model, not a curated record. Gene Ontology annotation, biological process: regulation of smooth muscle contraction. The coding region runs from base 85 to 564 and encodes 159 amino acids. NCBI's taxonomy places the organism in Eukaryota, Metazoa, Chordata, Actinopteri, Cypriniformes, Cyprinidae. The transcript has 9 exons.